This is a messenger RNA of Neltuma alba, 315 nucleotides long. RefSeq lists its product as uncharacterized. Lineage: Eukaryota; Viridiplantae; Streptophyta; Magnoliopsida; Fabales; Fabaceae. The record is from RefSeq and is a predicted model, not a curated record. The transcript is spliced from 2 exons. Bases 1 to 315 code for a protein of 104 amino acids. Gene Ontology annotation, molecular function: zinc ion binding.
AUGGGUAGAAGGGUAGCCCAGAGGGGUGGUGAACGAUGUAAAUGUGGAGAUGAGGUUAUAAUUUUGACUUCAUGGACAGAGCAAAAUUAUGGUAGGAGGUUUGUGAAGUGCCCAAAUUAUAAGGAGCGUUGGGGGUGCAACUACUUUGAUUGGUUUGACGGACCAAUUGACAAUUCAAUUUUAGAUGAGCUGAAGAAGAUGAAGCAAGAGAAUAUUGAUUGUAGAAGGAGAUUGAAGUUCGUGGAACAAAUCACAUGUGUUAUGGCUGUUAUGAAUGUGUUCUUAGUUUGGAAAGUACUCAAUCUGAAUUUGUAA